Paecilomyces variotii is the source of this 1491-nucleotide messenger RNA. RefSeq lists its product as hypothetical. The coding region runs from base 1 to 1491 and encodes 496 amino acids. The record is from RefSeq and is a predicted model, not a curated record. Lineage: Eukaryota; Fungi; Ascomycota; Eurotiomycetes; Eurotiales; Thermoascaceae. The transcript has 4 exons.
AUGCGGUUUAUUUUUUCAGUCUUCGUUCUUAGCUGGAUCACUUUUUGCGUUAUUUCUGCCGAUUCGAUUACCCGAGAUGUUCUUGUUGAUACACACCAAAUCGCUAACAACUUGAAUGCUUUCCGGAGAAAUGUCUUGGGAGCACCGGUGAAGAAGAGAGAUAGGAGUUACAGCAACUAUACCUCCAUCGAAAAGAGUUUCCAUAAUGCAGUUUUAUUUGCCCUCAACGAGAGUCAAACCAACGUGGGGAUUACCUGUCGGACAUGUUAUAUCCUGGGCAAUGCCUCGGUUCACUUCUCGACUGAUGGUGAUUUCAACGCUAGCGCUGCAGUCGAUAGUAUCGCACAGGAUGUUCAGAAUACAAUCAUCAAUAUAACAGACGCGGUCGAACAAGCCAUCAAGGACACCGCCGAGAACAUCACACAGAUCGCUCAGCACCUUAUCCACGGCGAUUUUGAAGAUGUGACAUGGCCCACUCUACCUGUCGACUUUAACAUGGACAUCCAGGGCAUCCCUCAAUCCCAUCUGACGUUCCAGUUUGACGAUCUAGAAUUAUAUGUGGAGCUUGAGACUGCAAUUGCCAAUGGUUCUUAUACUCUGAAUCUUUAUCGUCAGCAGACACCACUUGGAAUUGGACUCGCUAGUCAAAACCUUGGAGUCUUCUUCAGCGUUGAUCUCGUUCUUAGUACGACAGCCGAAGUUGACAUGAUUAGUGGAUUUCAUAUCAAAUUUGAUGAUAGUGUUAUCAUCAAAAUGGAUUUCUUCGACACCAAUUUCUCAGACAUCACCUAUGGAGGGGGUCACUAUGAAUUCCUACCCGUAACUGUCAUGGGUAGUAUAGGAAUACUCAAUGCUGUUCUCCGUGUGGGAAUCAACACUGGAUUUAACGUCGGUAUCGGCAGCGAUUUCAGUGUAAGCAUACUUGAUGAGCCUGUUACUAUCCCCAGUGCAAGCAUUGGAACGGCUAUCAGCGUCUUCGCCGAUAUCGCCGAGUUCACCACCAACUUAACUACAGACAGCGAAAGUUGCGAUAUCCUGGCAAGUGAGAAGUUCAAAUUCGGUAUCGGUGCUGGAGCUGGCGCAACCUUGGCUAUCAAUGACAAUACAUGGGGACCGACUCCUUCUGUAACGACGGCGCUUUUUAAAACUGACCUGGGUGGCAUCUGUGCUACCCAGUCCUCCUCUACACCGGCAACUACAACAGUCGAGGUCGAGAGAAGGCAGCAAAGUGAUCUGAAAUCAACAACCACCAAAACCUACAAGACCACCAGUACAUUACACACUUUACUGCCUUCCGGAUCGACGUUCCCGAGUACAACGUCAGACACAGUCUCAAGAAUUGCGUUUGGGGAUAAUGUCAAAUCCAUGGAGAAGACCUCUGGCAACGCCACGCCGUACAUUGCGGAGUCAACGGGCUUCCAGGAGUACAAGAAGAUUAUCAUCGGUGUGACUAUCCCGGUUGGAAUCAUUCUCAUUGCAGGAUUCUUGUGA